AUGAAUGUGUCGCCGCCAGACCGCAGGAAAAACGUGCGAGAAUUGGCUCUGGAGAUCGGCAUCCGAGUUCUGCUUUUCGGAGUUUUCGUAUUUACAGAGUUUCUGGAGCCUUUCGAGAGAGUGAUUCAACCAGAGGAGCUUUGGCUCUACAAGAAUCCUCUGGUUGAGUCAGACCACAUUCCCAAGAGGGUCAUGUUCGCAAUUUCUUUCCUUACCCCACUGGCGGUGAUAUUUGUGGUGAAGAUAAUUCAGAGGACGGACAAGACAGAGAUCAAAGAGGCAUGUUUAGCUGUGUCCCUGGCUCUUGCCCUAAAUGGAGUCUUCACAAAUACCAUCAAGUUGAUUGUUGGCAGACCCAGGCCAGACUAUUUCCAGCGUUGUUUCCCAGACGGACAAGUGAAUGCAAAGAUGCUGUGCACCGGGGAACCUGAACUGGUCUCAGAGGGACGCAAGAGCUUCCCCAGCAGCCAUUCAUCCUUUGCGUUCUCUGGUCUUGGUUUCACCUCCUUCUACUUGGCGGGGAAGCUGCAGUGUUUCACGGAUCAGGGUCGAGGGCGUAGCUGGCGUCUCUGCGCCAUGGUGCUGCCUCUUUACAGUGCCAUGAUGAUCGCACUGUCCCGGACCUGUGACUACAAACACCACUGGCAAGACGCCUUUGUUGGAGGGGUGAUCGGGUUGCUGUUUGCAUACAUCUGCUACCGCCAGCACUACCCCCCCUUUCUGCACAUGGAUUGCCACCUGCCUUACGCCACCCUGAUCGCUGCCUCCCACACGCCCUCACACCCUCAGGAUGACCCGCAGCCCACCGACAACGCCACCACCUUGCCCCUGGAGGGGUUGACUGAAGGGCCAGUAUGA
This is a messenger RNA of Stegastes partitus (bicolor damselfish), 858 nucleotides long. It is a transcript of the gene plpp4, whose product is annotated as phospholipid phosphatase 4. The transcript is spliced from 7 exons. The coding region runs from base 1 to 858 and encodes 285 amino acids. Gene Ontology annotation, biological process: phospholipid metabolic process; phospholipid dephosphorylation. The record is from RefSeq and is a predicted model, not a curated record. Gene Ontology annotation, molecular function: phosphatidate phosphatase activity. NCBI's taxonomy places the organism in Eukaryota, Metazoa, Chordata, Actinopteri, Pomacentridae. Gene Ontology annotation, cellular component: membrane.